UGCUCUAACCAGAACUACAGAGAACAGCCACGUUACCUGCACGUUUGCUGACUGUUGUGGCCUGCGUGGUGAGCAUUUGAGGGGCGAAGAAAAUGCCACUGGCUAGAUCGCUGUCCAUGACUUCUCUGAAUGGGCUUCCUCAGUGGGAGGAUGAAGACCUACCAGUGGAGGAUUUGUUGCUCUUCGAAGUUUCUUGGGAAGUUACCAACAAAGUGGGAGGUAUUUACACUGUGAUCCAGACAAAAGCCAAAAUCACGGCAGAUGAAUGGGGUGAAAACUAUUUUCUGGUCGGUCCCUAUUUUGAGCACAAUGUGAAGACUCAGGUGGAAGCAUGUGAGCCUCCAAACCCCGCAGUUAAGAAGGCAAUGGACACCAUGAAAAGCCAAGGGUGUCAGGUCUUUUUUGGAAGAUGGCUGAUAGAGGGCAGCCCAUAUGUCUUACUGUUCGAUAUAGGAUCAGCAGCUUGGAAUCUGGACAGGUGGAAAGGUGAAUUUUGGGAUGUCAGCAACAUAGGGAUCCCUUUUCAUGACCGAGAAGCCAACGAUGCUGUGAUUUUUGGAUCGUUAACAGCCUGGUUUUUAAAAGAGCUUUCCUGUCAGUUUGACGACAAGCCCAACGUAAUUGCCCACUUCCAUGAGUGGCAGGCAGGAGUGGGUUUAAUACUGUCUCGAUCUCAGAAACUUCCUGUUGCCACAAUUUUUACUACCCAUGCGACUCUGCUCGGGAGAUACCUUUGUGCAGCCAGUAUAGAUUUUUACAACAACCUUGACCAG
Eurypyga helias (sunbittern) is the source of this 773-nucleotide messenger RNA. Its product is annotated as glycogen [starch] synthase, liver-like. The record is from RefSeq and is a predicted model, not a curated record. NCBI's taxonomy places the organism in Eukaryota, Metazoa, Chordata, Aves, Eurypygiformes, Eurypygidae. The transcript is spliced from 4 exons. Gene Ontology annotation, biological process: glycogen biosynthetic process. Gene Ontology annotation, cellular component: cytoplasm. Gene Ontology annotation, molecular function: alpha-1,4-glucan glucosyltransferase (UDP-glucose donor) activity. The annotation marks the transcript as partial.